GGACAUUUGGGGGGCUCUUCUGGGUUUUUAGUGGGACACUCAUUUUCAGCAUUUUGCCAGAGUUUUGUCUUUUUGCAGUGCAGGGUGGGUUUGUUUUGUUUUGUUUUGUUGGACUUUGGUCUGUUUAAUCUCAUAAAAGAAUUUUUAUUUUGUAUUAUUGACUAUUCAUAAUGAAGUAAAAGCACUAAUAAACAACAGAUUACAGAAUGUUAUGGUGGAAAUGUGACCAAUCAGGGAGUGUAAUGAAUGAGUAAUAAGUGGUCACAUGGUGUGGAACAAGUGUGUGUGUGCCUGUACGUGUUGGUGGUCUUAUCAUGAAAAGCUCAAAGUCUGAAGUGUCCUGGUAUCAGCUGUAUCCAAGGUCAGAGGUCACAUUGUCUUUAGGCUCACAAGGAGAGAGGACGCCAACGCGCACACACAGACGCACACUUGCGCAGGGGAGACGUCACAGCUAAGUAACAUUUCAUUGUGAUUCUUCAUAUCAUCUUUGUUGAUUUCCAUCCAUCCAUCCCUUUUCUACCACUUAUCCGAGGUCGGGUCGCGGGGGCGGUAGCUUUAGCAGGGAGGCUCAGACUUCCCUCUCCCCAGCCACUUUCAUCUUUGUUGAUUUAUUUUUGAUAAAAGAGUUUUGUUUCAUGUUCAAAUGUGUUUAUGCUAAGUGAGCAAAUGUCAAGGACACACCGACACAACUUUUGUCCACAUCCUGUUUUGCUGUCACAUGACUUACGUGGUUCCCAAUUACUUGAUUCAAAUCCACUUCCUGUUUUGCUAUUGCAUGACUUCCUCUUCCUGUUUUUCUAUCACAUGACUCGUGUUGACUUCCUGCUUCACAAUCAACUGACUUAUGUCCAUUCCCUUUGCUAUCGCAUGACUUACUUCCACUUCCUGUUUUACUAUCACAUGACUCAUGUUGACUUCCUGUUUCACAAUUGUUUCCACUCCUUUUUAUUGGAAAAACAAACACAAACAACAUAAGGCAUUUCCAUUAAAUAUCAAUCAAACUGGACAAGUACUUAAAUCCACUUCCAGUUUUGCUAUCACAUGACUUCAUUCCACUUCCUGUUUUGCUAUUGUGUGACUCACUUCCUGUUUUGCUAUUAGUUAUGUCCACUUCCUGUUUUGCUGUCGCAUGACUUAAUUCCACUUCCGGUUUUGCUAUCACAUGACUUCAUUCCACUUCCUGUUUUGCUAUUGUGUGACUCACUUCCACUUCCUGUUUUGCUAUUAGUUAUGUCCACUUCCUGUUUUGCUGUCGCAUGACUUAAUUCCACUUCCUGUUUUGACAUCAUAUGACUUCAUUCCACUUCCUGUUUUGCUAUUGUGUGACUCACUUCCACUUCCUGUUUUGCUAUUAGUUAUGUCCACUUCCUGUUUCUCUCUUAUUUAUUUUUUAAACUGAGUCAUAUGGAUCCUCCCGGGUCUGACAUAAAUAAUAAAGUGCUAUCAUGUGACAAAAUUCCACUUCCUGUGUUGCAAUGGCUUGACUUAUUUCCGCUUCCUGUUUCGCUAUCACAUUAAUUCCAGUUUCGCACGUCCAAGUCUUGUUUUGUUUUUUGCUGAUCAGAUCUUUCUUGAAAAUGGUUGCCGGUGCGGCAAGAGACAAGUUCCACGCGGUGUGGCUGGUCUUCUUCAUUCUGGGUUUGGGAACGUUGUUGCCGUGGAACUUCUUCAUGACGGCCACCGCGUACUUCACCGGCCGCCUGAGGGAGUCGACCAACCGGACGGAGGGGGAGGAGCCCCAGCACGGCGUCCUGGAGGCCAAAUUCAACAACGUGAUGACGUUGUGCGCCAUGUUGCCGCUCCUCAUCUUCACCUGCCUCAACUCCGUCCUGCACUCGCGGAUCGGUGAGGGCGUUCGCGUGGCGGGCAGCCUGGUGCUCAUCCUGGCCGUCUUCCUGCUGACAGCGGUCCUGGUGAAGGUCCGCCUGGAGCCAACGGCGUUCUACUGCGUCACCGUGCUCAGCGUGGUCGCCAUCAACUCAUUCGGCGCCGUGCUGCAGGGAAGUCUCUUCGGGAUGGCGGGCGCCCUCCCAGCCGGCUACACGGCGCCCGUCAUGAGUGGGCAAGGACUCGCCGGGACCUUCGCUGCCUUGGCCAUGAUCUGCGCCAUCGCAAGUGGUUCCAGUCUUGAAGAAUCGUCUUUUGGUUAUUUCAUCAGCGCUUGCGUUGUCAUUUUGGUCUCCAUCAUGUCGUACGCCAUGCUGCCUAAACUGGAGUUUUUCCAGUUUUAUCACCAGAGGAAGGACGGACACGACCUCAACGUCAACCUGAAUCAGCCGAGUGGACUACGCCUCCGUACUCUUCCUCUUGGCAGCGCGGAGGGCGGCUCAGCGAAGCGAGCGGGCGUCUCCGUGACGACCGUCUUCAAGAAGAUCUGGGUGCCGGCGGCGUGCGUGUGCGGGACCUUCACCGUCACCAUCGGGACCUUCCCCGCCAUCGCGGCCGACACCAAGUCGACAUUGGCGCGAGGAGGCGCCUGGGACGUGUACUUGGUGCCGGUGUCGUGCUUCCUGCUCUUCAACGCGAGCGACUGGGCGGGGCGGAGCCUGACCGCCUUCUGCACGUGGCCGGGAAAGGACAGCGCCCUCCUCCCCGUGCUGGUGGCAUGUCGCGCGGCGCUGGUUCCCGCCCUGAUGUUGUGCAACGUGCAGCCACGCCACCACCUGCCCGUCGUCUUCCGGCACGAUGCCUUCUUCGCCGCCUUCAUGCUGGUCUUCGCCUUCACCAACGGCUACCUGGCCAGCCUCGCCAUGUGCUUCGGACCCAAGAAGGUCCUGCCUCACGAGGCGGAGACGGCCGGCUCCGUCAUGGCCUUCUUCCUGUCGCUGGGUCUGGCUUUGGGUGCGGCGCUGUCCUUCGUCUUGCGGGCUCUCGUUUGAGGCGGCGGCGACGUCGGACGUUCGCCGAGACGGCCGCGUAAACGCCCGUUGAACGUCAUGUGAUGUCCUCCCUAACAGCAGAGGCCGCCGUGUCGUAUUUGACUACCUCAAAUCACAGUUGAACCACCCGAGGCUGCAUGUUGAUCUUUUUUUUUUCUUUUUUCUUCCCCCAUUUUAACCUUUUAAAAAAUGAUGUUUCAAAACA
Phyllopteryx taeniolatus (common seadragon) is the source of this 3084-nucleotide messenger RNA. RefSeq names its product equilibrative nucleoside transporter 1-like. Gene Ontology annotation, molecular function: nucleoside transmembrane transporter activity. Bases 1578 to 2879 code for a protein of 433 amino acids. Gene Ontology annotation, cellular component: plasma membrane. Gene Ontology annotation, biological process: uridine transmembrane transport; nucleoside transmembrane transport. The transcript is spliced from 12 exons. The record is from RefSeq and is a predicted model, not a curated record. NCBI's taxonomy places the organism in Eukaryota, Metazoa, Chordata, Actinopteri, Syngnathiformes, Syngnathidae.